Molecule: messenger RNA, 1590 nt
Organism: Neoarthrinium moseri
Lineage: Eukaryota; Fungi; Ascomycota; Sordariomycetes; Amphisphaeriales; Apiosporaceae
Exons: 2
Coding region: 1-1590 (529 amino acids)
Molecular function (GO): protein binding
Source: RefSeq, a predicted model, not a curated record
AUGAACGGAACUCUACUCGCCGGUCUGCUCUCCAUGCUUCCUCUGACUGAACUACCCACUUCCUUUUCACGGCCACGUCUCAGACCUCUCGCGCGCAAAGUCCUGCCGCCUGUCAGCAAUGCAUCUGUUCUCCUGUCCACCAGAGCUCAUAGAACUCAUCUUCAGCCAAAUUGUCCUAUCGCGCGUGAUGCCACGUGUUAUGCGGCUCCGGCUGGCCAAUUCAAGGAAGGCAUUGACGAUGCCGUUCGUCGUCUACGCCUCUUCAGCCAGCUCCUUGACACUCCCUUUUCGGCCCAAUACUUCCUGAGGUCCAGACGGCCGUCUCCCCACAAUAAACUCGCUUAUAUCGACUCGUAUUUGGUACACCAGGCAUCGCGGGCACGCUCCGUAACGUCUCCGCUUGGGCGUAUUCGCCAUGCCGCGCAUGCUCUCUGUGAAGAGGUCGGAGAUACUAGCAUGGAAGCUGUUUUAGCGUGCACCGGAUCGCUUAUCGGUCUCGCGGCCACAACGCAUUCCCGUGAGCUCCUUCAAGAGCCUGAAUGCGAGUGCUCUCAGUCCGAUCUGCAGGCGGACCUCUGCGUUGCGGCUAUAUACCUUGGCCCGAAAGCCUACAUCGAGCGCCUGAUUGCGGACGGCGCUCAGUUCUGCAACGAAGAUAGGAGACGUAACGUACGCAGUAGUAUCUUUGGCGACUCUUUUCACGUCGCCACGGUCCGGGGGAGCCUCGACAUCAUUAAGCUCCUCCUCUCAUGUAAUUCAGAGUACAGAGAGACUGGUACCCCUCUGUUUGUGCAUCAACGCGAAAUUCUCUUUAGCGCUGCCGACCAAGACCACCGAGAAUGUCUCGACUUUGCCCUUGGUUCUGGGGCUUUCAAGAUACCCGAGGAAGAAACACAACGUAUGAGUAGAGGGAGUGUCGUCAUUCUUAGGAGUGCACUGUCUGCUACGCCAUGGCCGGCCGCCUAUGAGCGAAUAGCAGCUAUGCUAGGGCCUCGCGAUGAGAUGUUCGACUCACUGUUGAGGGAGCCAGCCGUCUGGCUUGCUCGUAAGGCCGGCUCUGGUAGAUCGGAAAUGGUACGAUACUUUCUCGAGAAGGGCGCGAAGCCAAACCAUGUCAACUCACAUCGAGACACGACGGAUCGCCGCAGUUACAAGUACAAGCCUCUGCUGACAGCGGCUCGCAAAGGCCACGUAGACAUUGUCAAACUUCUUCUCGAUGCCGGAGCAGAUCCCAACUGGUAUGCACCCCAAGACUCCGCGUUGAUGGGAGCAGUCUGGCAUGGCACAACUGCUGUGGUGCAACUUCUGCUAGACCACGGCGCGGACGUCAACGAAGGCUAUCCGCCCCCUAUUGUCCUGGCGGUGUUCAAGGAGCGCUUAGAUCUAUUCCGUCUGCUCCAAGAACGCGGGGCAACCCUUGACACACCCGAGACUGGUGGCUGGGCUAUGGCGGUCGCAAGGUCCCACGGGCUUUGUUCGAUGCGGGACUUGCUAAUACGCGAAGGCGUGGCUAGAGACAUGGUAUUACACCGCGUCGGGUGUCGCGGCGAGUUCCAGUGGUGUUAUAAGCGCUUGUGGCCUGAACGGUAA